AUGGGGUGCGGAAGUUCUGCCAAUAAUGAAACCGUAGAUACAGAUAGUCGAAGAGAUAUAGAUGAUUUAAUGGGUAAGAAAAUACCAAAAGUAAUAAUUCAUUAAUUGAUAUUAUAGUUUCUAAUACAACCUUAAUACUCAGCUUAAGGCAAUUAAUAAUCGGAAAUGUCUGAUGGUGAGGAAUAAAAAAAUGAUGUUCAAGGAGACUAUCAUAGACAAGGAAAAAAAGCUUAGAAAAAGUUUAAAGGUGGAGAUGAAUAAAAUGUGCAAAUAGUGGAGAAUAUCAUUAAGUUAGACAAAACAAUAUAAAGUAAGAUCCUUAACUAAUGAAAUAGAAAGCGACAGAUAAAUGAUAGAGAAAAGUUUUAAGAGUCAUUUUGUAUUUUUUAAUCUAACUCAAUAAGCAAUAGAUUUUCUAAUUAAAAACUUAGUGUUUUGUACUUAGAAAAGAGAUUAGUUCAUAUUUUAAUAAGGAGAUUAAGUAUAUAAGAAAGGUUAUUUUAGGCUACUUCCUAUUUUAUUGUACAAAAAGGAUAGGCUGAAGUUAUAAUCAAUUAAAAAUAAGUUAAAGUGAUAUCAGAAGGAGAUUAUUUUGGUGAGAUUGCCUUAUUGUACAAUGCAACAAGAAGUGCAUCAAUAAAAACAAUCAGUAUAUAAAUAUAUAUAGUGUUUAGCUGAUUGUAAUUUUUGGAUGUUGGAUAGAGGAACAUUUAGAAAGGCAGUAGAAGAUAUGAUGAUAAAGGAGUAUGAUGAGAAUAGAAAGUUUAUAAAUGAAGUAACAUUCUUUUCUUUUAUGACACCUGAAUAAAGAGAUUCAAUUGCUCAUGCAUUAAUUACAACAAAAUUUGAACCUGGAGAAACUAUUGUAAAUGAAGGAGAUUAAGCAGAUUCAUAUUAUGUAAUAAAGGCAGGUACAGUUGGUGUUUUUAAAGGGAAGAAGUAAAUAAAUACAAUGGGGCCUAAAGAUAGUUUUGGUGAAUAAGCUUUAUAUGAGAAAAGCACAAGAGGAGCAUCAGUAAGAGCAGAGAGUGAAGUAAAGUGUUUGGCAUUAGGAAGAGAUAAUUUAACAAAGAUUUUGGGAGAUAAAGUUUAGCUUAUUAUAUUUAAUAAUAUAAUGAGAUGGAGUCUAGAAAAAAGUAGUAAUUUAAAUUAAUUAACAAAAUUAUAAUAAGAAAAGAUUACAUUAAAAGCCAAGAUUCAAAAUUAUAAAAAAGGGUAAGUGAUAUUUUAGAAGGAUUCUAAAUGUGAAUAAUUAGUAAUAGUACUUGAAGGAACACUAUAGAGUGAUGAUAAUAAAAUAGGAAAAGGAAAUUGUUUUGGAGAUGAAUAUCUAUCACAAAAUAAGAAAAAUGAAUUGUUAUAAAGUGAUUAUUUAAUGGUUACAGAUGGUGUAUUAGCAAGUAUUUCAUUUACUCAAAUGUUUAAAAUACUUGGAGGAGAUUUUGAAACUGCUAUAAGGAAGAAAUUUGAAUCUCAUGAAGUAAAAAUAAAAAACAUAGCAAACAGAGCAGAUGCUUCUCAUAUCCGUGUAGAAGAUCUAGUUUUUAUUAAAAAAUUAGGAUCUGGUUAAUUUGGAUGGGUUUAUCUAGUUAAACAUAAAGAUAUUGAUUCUUGUUAUGCUUUGAAGAGUGUAUCUAAAGCUUCAAUUGUUGAAUAAAGUUUAGAGAGACAUGUAUUAUAAGAGAAAAUGGUAUUAGAAUUAUGUAAUUUUCCAUUUGUAAUGUAAUUUGUAAGAACAUUCAAAGAUGAAAUAUCUGUUUAUUUUUUAGUUUAAUAUAUUAGAGGAAUGGAAUUAUUUGAUGUAAUCAGAGAUAUAGGUUUAUUAAACAAAGAAUAAACAUAAUAUUAUAUUGGAACCAUGAUUUUAUGUUUAGAAUAUCUUCAUUCAAAUGGAAUAGUGUAUAGAGAUUUAAAACCAGAAAAUAUAAUGGUUAAUUCUGAAGGGAUAAUGAUGUUAAUUGAUUUAGGAACUGCAAAAUAAAUAAGUAAAGCUAAGGGUCAAAGAACAUACACUAUAAUUGGUACUCCCCAUUACAUGGCUCCUGAAAUUAUUCUUGGUAAAGGAUACUCUUAUCAUGUUGAUUUAUGGAGUGUAGGUAUAUGUUGUUAUGAAUUUCUAUGUGGAGGAGUACCUUAUGCUGAAGAUGUUGAAGUAAUUUUAAUAUUAUAGAGUAGGAUCCUUAUGAUAUAUACGAGGAAAUAAUGAAUAAUCAAUUAAAAUUCCCUCACUUCUUCAGAGAUCGAUCAGCUAAAAGGUAUAUUGAACAAUUACUCUCUAAAUAACCUGAAGCUAGAUUAGGUACCUCAUAUGCUGGUCUAAAAGCUCAUGCUUGGUUUGAUGAUUUUGAUUGGGAUAAAUUAUUCAGUCAUUAAUUAUAACCACCUGUAUUUUAUAUAUGUAUAUUAACUUUAGUUUAUUCCUCCUAAGGAAAGAUUAAUUGGAGAUUUUGAAAUUGACAAGAAAUUUUAAUAAGGAAAAUUAGUAGUCUCAGAAAUUAAGGCUGAAUAAUAACAAUAAAAAAUUAAAUAUAGAAAAGAAUUAGCAAAGGAUCCAAAUUGGGAUAAAUCAUUUUGAUGUAGAC
Messenger RNA from Paramecium sonneborni, 2582 nucleotides. The record is from the annotation of a GenBank genome assembly. Lineage: Eukaryota; Ciliophora; Oligohymenophorea; Peniculida; Parameciidae.